GCAUCAACAAUGGAACUCUCUUUUAUUAUUUUCAUUGGUCUUACCACUCUCCUCUUCUUUCUUUUCAAGUUUGCCACUCGUCGAAAACCCAAGAGAAAACUCCUUCCUGAACCAUGGGGACUUCCUAUCAUAGGACACAUGCAUCAUUUAAUUGGUACUUUGCCACAUCAUGGUCUUACAAACUUAGCCAAGAAGUACGGAUCUUUUAUGCAUCUACAACUUGGUGAGAUCUCCACAAUCGUGGUGUCCUCCCCGAAAUUGGCCAAGGAGGUUUUGACAAACUAUGACUUAACAUUUGCAGAUAGACCCAAAAAUUUAACUGCUGAGGUUGUCGUAUAUCAUAGCACAGAUAUCGUCUUUUCUCCGUAUGGUGAAUACUGGAGACAGUUACGUAAGCUUUGCACCAUAGAGCUUUUGAGUGCCAAGAAAGUGAAGUCGUUUCAUUCUCUUCGUGAGGAGGAGUGUUGGAAUCUUGUUCAAGACAUUCGAUCAUCUUGGUCAGGGAGACCUAUCGAUCUUUCCCAUAGAAUUUUCAGCAGGAUCGCAUUAAUAGUAAGUAGGGCUGCAUUUGGUGAAGGACUAAAGGACCCAAUAGUGUUUUCAGAUUUGAUGAGGAAGACAUUAACAGAAAUGGGAGGUUUUGAUGUGGCUGAUAUCUUUCCUUCCAAAAAAUUUAUUCAUCAUCUUUCAGGCAAACGGGCUAGGUUAGCCAAGAUACACAAAGCAGUUGACGAUAUAGUUAACAAAGUAUUUUCUGAAACCCUAAAAAAACAGUGCAACACAUCCCAUGAAAGCUUUCUUGAUAUUUUGCUAAGAGUCAAAGAUAGCACUGAGUUUCCUUUGACGAUUGAUAAUAUAAAAGCAGUCCUUUUGGAUGUGUUUGCAGCUGGAGCGGACACCUCAGCAGCGACACUUGAAUGGGCACUUUCAGAAGUGAUAAAAAGUCCCAGAGUAAUGGAGAAACUACAAACCGAACUAAGGAAAUUGUUAAAUGGAAAAAGAAAGGAUCCUAGAGGAAGACAUCCGAGACCUCGACUACUUAAACCAAGGUACGAUAUACCCAAAAAGACCAGACUUAUAAUCAAUGCCUUUGCAAUAAAUAGGGACCCAGAAUACUGGAAAGAUCCUGAAUGUUUUAUACCUGAGAGGUUUGAAAACAACCCCACUAAUAUGGUUGGUGCAGAGUAUGAGUAUCUCCCAUUUGGAGCUGGGAGAAGAAUGUGCCCUGGAGUAAGCCUAGGUUUAGCCAAUGUUCGGCUCCCUCUUGCUAAUAUACUUUAUCACUUCAACUGGAAACUUCCCAAUGGAGAAAAGAAUGAAGAUCUAGACAUGUCCGAGUGUUUUGGCGCUGCUGUUCAUAGAAAGUAUGGAUUGGUUUUGGUACCAAUCAGCGGUUAG
This is a messenger RNA of Lactuca saligna, 1398 nucleotides long. Lineage: Eukaryota; Viridiplantae; Streptophyta; Magnoliopsida; Asterales; Asteraceae. The record is from the annotation of a GenBank genome assembly.